GCUGAUCAACAAGAAGGGGAAUUUUUCCACUGAAAGAUAUUAUACUGAACACAAAGGAGAAAUAUAUGAUCACGAUGUGGUUUAAAAAUACACUUUGUGCCUUUUUUCUUACAAAUAAAGAAGCAGAUAGUUUGAGUUUUGUGUGUUUGGAAUGUUCACAACUUUACUAACAAAAUAAUAUCUGCUUUAAUUUAUUUUUAUUUGCUAGACUUGUGUACGACUAAAAAUAGCAUUUUAACAGAAGGAAGUAAAAUAUCCUUUUGCAAGGUUAACGAAUAUUGAAGCGUGUUUGAGUAAAUAAAGUUGUUUUCAGUUCUGAAUUUAAGAGGACAUUAACUUGGUUCAUCUUUUAACAUGGUGAAAACCAUGUUCUUGUGAAAUUUAAUGUUUAUGUGAUUAACAUGUUAUUUUGAAUUUAUAUGUUCAUAACAGAGGUAAAGAAUAUGAACAGUUUAGAUUAACAGUAUAGUAAAUCCGCUCUAACAUCAUUUGUAUUUAAGUAUGGAUAAUAUUAGACGUAAGCAGUCUGGUAGAUCAGAUUCAAAAAUGUCAUCAGACGUAAACAUGUGCUCAAAACCUCUUCAAAAAUACAAUGACAGCAUUCCUAUUACGGAUGCGCUAAAUUUCACCUUGACCUCUUUGACUGAGAGGGUGGAGGAUCUGUCAAGGUCAAAGAGUGGUGUGGUUAGUAUGGAUACUGAGGCUGGUACUGCAAUAUAUGUUCGUUUGCUUCCAGAGUCCGGUGAUACCCAGCUGCCUACAUGGAAGACAUACUUGUAUCAGCUACAAAAUGAGGCUCCUAAACCCAAAGUGAUAGCCUGCAAGCGUGAGCAGCCUAACAGACCAACAUACUACAGUGUUGAGUAUCAUGGGCUGAUCAGCAGAGAGGAGGCUGAGGACUUGUUGACACUGGGUGGAGACGGGAGUUACCUGGUUAGGAAGAGCGACCGGGGACCUCAGGCAUUCACACUGGCAAUCAGAUUCGAUCAUCAGACCAAAAACUAUAAGUUAUACUAUGAUGGACUACAUUAUGUGGGUGAAAAGCGGUUUGAAACCGUGGAACAAUUAGUGGCUGAUGGACUUAUCCACUUUUACAUUGAGUCUCGAGCCGCUGACUACAUAGCUUCUCUAUCAGAGGAGUCCAACUAUGCACAGUCACCAUACUUAGCAUACUCAGUGAAAAAGAAACGGCUUCAAAAGUCUCGAAAUCACGCUGCCAAUCACCGGAUAGAUGGAGCGCAACCCUUGUCCAAUGAACAGCUGCAGUCCAUACCCACUUCUGUGGAUAAUGAUGUAGAUAAUGUGGAUGCAGAUGUGGAUGUGACAGAGUUUGAGAAGCCACAUGUCUUCAAGACCCACAACUUCACUGGCCUCCACUGGUGUGACUUCUGUGCAAACUUCAUGUGGGGGUUGAUAGCACAGGGCUCCAAAUGUCAAGAUUGUGGUUUCGAGGCACACAAGAAGUGCUCAGAAAAGGUCCCCAAUGACUGCAUGCCGGACAUCAAGUAUCUCAAGUCUGUGUUCGGGCAGGACCUGACCACAGUGAUCAAGGCACACAAGUCGCCCAUACCAAUGGUUGUGGAGCGGUGUGUCAAGGAAAUUGAAUCUCGAGGCAUGACAUGUGAAGGUCUGUACAGAGUGGCAGGGUCACAUGACGAGGUAGAGGAGAUACGCAUGGCAUUUGAUAAGGAUUGUGAGAACACCGUCAUCACGUCAGCAAGAUAUGAGGAUGUGAACACUAUUACUAGUGUGCUGAAACUUUACUUCCGUCUUCUUCCCUUACCUCUCAUUACUUUUGAUGCAUACCGAAAAAUCAUGGAGGCCAUGAAUCGUGAAGAGCAAAAAGACAAGUUGCUGUUGAUGCGAGAAGGGCUUGCCAUCCUGCCACCUGCACAUUACCAGACCCUAAAAUAUCUCAUUAAUCAUUUAAUACGGGUGACAGAGAAGAAGGCAAAGAACAUGAUGUCUUCGGAGAACCUGGCUAUUGUGUUUGCGCCCACGCUGAUGAGAAGUCCUGACACAGAUCCCAUGUUGAACCUCAUGUCUGUCGGUGCAGAGCAGACAGCCACGGGGAUUUUGUUAUCUUGUAGCAAGGAGCUCUUCUUGAAAUGAGCCUAUCAUUGUUUUGUCUUGGAUUACAUGUACUUGAAUUAUAAAAUCGCCUCAUUCGUGCAAAAUGGUACCAUGUGACAUUGAAAUUAGAAGGCACUUGAUACAUUUUUGCACCAAUAAGGCAAAAUAAUAUUUCUGCGCUCAGUGCAAAACUUUGCUUUGAUAUGUAUCCACCAAUCAGUGAUAGCAUUAUUUUAGAUUGACCCGUCAAUGGUGACGCAAGCCUAUUUUGCUGUUUAAGAAGAAAUAUAAAUGGAUUGUUAAUUUUAUCCAAUAAACAAAGCAAAAUAUUCUAAUUCAGCUUGCAGCUUAGUUUAAUAGCUUGUUCAUUUCAAUUACAAAAAUAUUUGUCACAUCACCUUAGGAUGUUUUUAAAAUGCAAUCAUCAUUGAUUCAUAAUCCAAGUAUUAUUUAUGUAAGUCAUCCGACCCAAAAUAAUUGUUUAUUGUUAGAACUUUAUUUGAACAUAAGAAGCAGAAGAGUUUUCUUCUUGUAUAACUAAGUUAAAGAACAUCAUUUAACAUAGCCUGUUAAAUCAGGACAAUAAAUUAACUUUAGUGGUAAUGUUUAAGAAAAAUGGGGCUAAACAAUCAGUGAAGAUUUCAAAUGUGUGCCAAAAAGAAGCUAUAUUUGACACUUGUUGUUGGGAUUUCAUAUUGACAUGCCAGUAUAUAAAGAAUACUUAAUGGCCAAAAGCUACACUAUAACAUUCUUCCAUGUAAAUACACUUUCUUUCUUUAAAUAUAUCCUUGUGUAAAUUGUACAUGAUUGCAAUCAAGGAGAUCUUUCUGUCUGAAAAUACUUGAAACAUUUGACAGUUCAAACAAGUAUACAUGUAGUCUCUUCAUUGAUUGUUCAAAUGGUGCUAAAUUGCAGCCAUGCAAAUGCAUACUGAAGUUGCAAUCAUUAUGACUAAGUGUGUCAAACUUUGCAAAAUUCUAUGUUUCCAUAUAUAUUUGGUAUAGUUGUAAAAUUAUAAAUGUAUUUUUAGAUAACCGAAAAUAAUUUCUUAUAUAAGAUGAUUUCUCGAUAUCAGGAAAUAUGACCAACUGCAAGAUUUUCUGAUUUCUAAAUAAUGAUGUCUUGAAAUCAAGAAAAACAUUUGUUUAUAUCAACAAAUCAUCCCUUUAUAUCAAGGAAUGUAAUAAAAGACUUAAAAGGCACACUAUAUUUUGUUGGAUUUCAACCAACUGAGAUGGACUAGGCGAAAACACAUAAACUCGAUGUGAGAGCAACAUAUUUCAAUGCAAGAUGGAGAUAAUAAUUUUGUGAUUCUGCAUUUGAAUUUUGCAUCGUUAUGUAAUCAAAUACUAUAGAGUUCACAAGUUUUUGCACAUGUAAUCCAUAGGAUGAUUGUAAGAAUCAAUGCCCCCUAAGGAACACUAUAACAGAGUGACAAAAAAAACUUGAACUCACUUCAAAUGUACUUACCUAGUGGUUAAAACAUCUAUCACAUAAAUAUGGAAUUGCACACAAGUGAAAUGUUUAGAAAAAGCAAAUAGUUUUUUCUUCAUAGACAUGGCAUUUUCGCCCCCAAAAAAGCCAUACGUAAAUAUAAAUUAGUAAUAUGUUGUUUAUAAUACAAAUACUUGUAUGAACUUUUCUAACAUAAAAGCUUAAUUUUUACCACAUUAAUAUUAAAAUUAACAACACAAAUAUUAUUUUUUGAUAACAAUAUAUUUACAAAUGUACCACACAAUCAUUGGAAUAUUGGAUUUUGCAAAGUUUGGCACACUAUAAGUAUGUUACAAUUUAUGUUUUAUAUCAAUAUUAUUUACAUUGUAAAAGUUGUAUGCACCAUUAAAUAAGUACGUUGCCAUGACAUUGAAUGCUGGUUGCAUGUCUGAGCGUGCUACUGUUCUACACAAUUUCAAGACUCAGCCACUUCAGAGAUUCUACAUUUAUGUUUUAACAGUUUGCUUUUCUAUUUUGAUUGCAAUGUCACCAUGAGUUUUUAUAUUUAAUAUUGAAAUGUUACUGUAAGCUUUGAAUUGUCUUCAUGCCUCAUAAGUUUUAUGCUUUCAUUGUGAAUUAACAGGAUAUUGAGUAUUGAGAUUAACAAAAUUGCCAUGAAUUGCACAAACGAAAAUCAAAUGCAUUGAUGCCAUUUUCUACAAAUUCCCAGUAAUUUAGUUUGGUAAAAAUAUGCUUUAAACAUUCAAUCAUUUGGCACCCAUGAAGCAUUUGAGUAUGAGACAAAAGUUAUUGACCAGCCAGCAUUAUAUCCCCUGCAAUCAAAAUACAUUUCUUAUUUAAAUAGCAAAAAAUGGAGCAUUCCAAUUUAUGAUUAUUCAAUGUUCAACUCUCAUCAAUUAAAUUGUUGAGUACUUCUGAAUUUUGCUUUUUAUGAGGUUUGUUAUAUGUAUGGCAUUAUUGCAUUUUUCCAUAUGACACCAAUUGACUGUAUAUGUUUAUUUAACAAUGUUUAUUUUUACACCCAAGGACUUCCAUAAUCAAGCAUUUUGGCAAACAUGUUUAUAUUUGUGGCAUUAUUUUGUAUGACCGUCAAUUGUUAAUUGUUUUUAUUGACACAUUCAAAGGAAUUCUGAAAUUGCUGUAUGCACCUCAUUCUGUCUGACAGGUAGCUGUGUGUUUAAUGCAUUGUUAAAUAACGUUAUCCCAUGGUUUAUUAUCCCCCGCAACAGGCGGAGGGAUUUUGUUUUGGCGUUGUCCGUCCAUCCUUCCGUCUUUCCGUCUGUCCGGAGCCAUAUCUUGGAAGUUCUUUGGCGGAUUUCAUUGAAACUUGGUAUGUGUAUAUAUAUGAAUAAAAGGAUGAUGCACGCCAAAUGGCAUUGUACACAAUCUGUUAAUAACGGAGUUAUGGCCCUUUGUAUCUUGAAAAAAUGCUUUUUUGUGUAUCUGAGCCAUAUCUUGGAAGUGCUUUGGCCGAUAUCAUUCAAACUUGGCAUGAGUACCGGGGUAUAUAUAUGGAUAAGAGGAUGAUGCACCCCAAAUGGCAUUGCACACCAUCUGUUAAUGAAGGAGUUAUUGCGCUUUGUAUCUUGAAAUAAAAUGCUUUUUUGAGUGUCAAAUAUAUAACACUUUUGUGUCCAGAAGCAUAUUGGCCAAGUUAUAAAUUGAACGAAUUUGCUUGUUUGGUGUGUUUUUUGAUAUGCAGUGAUUUAAAGCUGAAUUUCAGUACAUAGUUAAGUGGUACAUGUAGUUUACAACAUUUUACCAUAUGUGUUAAAAUGAAAUAGACACAGUUGACUUGAAUUGUUCUUUGAACAUUGAGCUGAAUUCUAAUUUCCCUUUAAAUUUGUGUUAUAUCACUACUAAUAUUAAGUGUAAUAAAAAUAAGAAUGUAUUAAAAGUUAUACACCUGUUUUACACUUGUUUGCAAAGUUAAAUGUGUUUUAAACAAUAACACUCUUUUGAUUCAACAGGAUUUUCUUCCAAGGUCAUAUUGGCGUGCAAUCUUAUAUUGAAUAUUUGUAAAACUCUUUGAGUUGAGAGUAUCGUUGUGUCAAGAAAAACCUUUGAUUUAAAGAUUUAUAACCAAUAUGUUAGUGUUAUUCAUCAUUAUGAAUUGCUUUCAUUCUUGUAUCAUUUAUUGUGUCCCAUAUACCACGAGAUUACUGUCUGUUAGACAAUCAGCAUGUGGCAAUUCCAUGUAUGUUGGUGUAUAUGCAUCAGCCAUAUUGCAAGCUAAACGAAGUUAGCAUACUCACUUGAAAAAACAAGUGUCAGCAUACAUAUACUUAUCACAGAAUUUUUUUCUGUGCAUGUACUAGUAUAUUAAAUUAUUAAUCAAGUAAUGACAAACCUUUGUUUCUUUCAGUUAACCUGGUAGUGGUUUCUUAAGUAAUGUAUUUUGGAAUCUAGAAACCUUCUACAUAUUGAUUUCCAAAAAACAUUCACUAAACCGACAUCUUACAUACUUGAUAUUUUUGUUGCUUUACUUAUGAGUCUCUUACUGGUGAACAUGAACGGGAGAAUAAGUCUACCCUCAGUCUGUGCAUCCGUGCAUCUGUUGCUCUGUCAGGCGGAAUCUGAAUCCUGCAGUGGCUAUUAAUUAGUUCAGCUUAGUUAAUGAAUCCUUCAAUAAUGCUAGAGAGCCAUAUGGGUAAUAUGCACGCUAUUUCAGAUUUGUCCCCCUAAAAAUGUGAUUGCUAUCAUAACAGCAAGAAAAGACAACUCUUUGAAAAAAAAUCCUGCAAUAACUAGAAAUUACUAUUACUUAGCUAGGUUUCUAAAUCUCGUCGAGGAUAAGGUCUAUAUGGGUAAUAUGCAUGUUUCACUUAUUUUUGUAAAACAAAAAAUGUUGCUGCAGGUACAGAAAUAAGUUAAACUGUCCAAUAAAACCUGGAUUCUGCCAUCACUUAAGAAUUACUCAAGCUAAGUUGAUGAAAUUGAGAGAGCUGUUAAUGUUUCUAUUGUUUGUUCCUCUUUAAUAAUAAUGCUGAAUACUAUUUUGUAUUUUAAUAAAAAAGAUUUGGUAAACUUUCAUACAUGUUUAGCAGUCUCUAACAUAAUUAUACUGUUGUAGAAGCUGUCAUUAAUACUUUGAAAAUAUUUAGUCAACAUAAAUAUUGUCAGAUAUAAAGUCAGUAUUAUUUGGAUACUGGAUAGUGAAAAAUUUUAAUUGAUGAAACUUCAUUGUUUGUUUAAAUCAUCAAUUUCUGUCAAGUGCAAUAUUGUGUAGCAUACAAUUGUAGAUUGCAUAUCUGUUGUGUUGUUUUCACUGAUAUUAUAUUAAUUUAUGAUAUAUGUUUUUUUUAUAGUUUGUUUAUUGAGGUUUUGAAAUAUUUCUUUCGUAAGAACAUUAAUUUAAUAAAAAAUAAAGUAUUUCAUUUUUGAAUUUGUGUCUAUGCAUGGUUACAACCUGACAGAACGUCACAACCAUAUGGAAAGUUUCACAUUUUUUACUGGAAAAUAAACUAUUAUCUAACUAUAGAGUAUUAAAAAAGCAUCUUUCGAAUCUGUUUGCAUGUAAUGCUGUUUUUAUUGGCAAAAAAUAAUGCUUUGGAUAUGAUAUGACUGUUUGUUAUACAAAAUUAUGUUGCAACAUUUAGUAUUACAGUUUACCAAGUGCAAAUCUUUGAAAUCAACGCAUCAUGGACAUGAUCUUAAUUAUGUCAAAAGUUAACUUUGCAUAACUUAAAAUUAUGAAUAUAAGAGGUAUAUGAAUUAGAAAAUGAACUGUUGAAACAGUCCUCAACUGAGCAACUGUUCCAUAAAUAUUGUGACUUUGUUACUUGGUAAAGGGGCGUCCUGUCUUAAAGUCUCUAUAACGCUCAAAAUCAACGAAAAUUUUGUAAAGUAUUUCGUAAAAUAAAGUUAACACCUAAAAUAUCAGUGUUCCUUAUAGCAAUAGCCACAAUUUCAACGCUAGAUGUGGUAUAAUUACAUAGAUUGUUGUAGAUACAAAAUGCUGGUUUGUAUUUAUUUGUGACCACAAUAAAUUCCAUGUUAAUUUCCUGCGAAUAUAUCUAUUGAUACGACACACGAACACUAAAAUGGUGCCAUGUUAAAACCAUAAAAAAACGAGCAUUUUGUAUCCACAAACAUCUAUUUUACCAGACUACAUCUGGCGUUGAAAUUUCGACAAUGGCCAUUUGGAACAAUGAUUUUUAAUUGUUUAGCUUCAUUUUACGAAAUAUUUUACGAAUUUUUCGUUGAUUUUGAGUUGUAAUGUUACUUUAAGAGUUUUAAUUUCUUACCUAAUAGCUUAUUGACAAAAUUUUUGUAUUGUUUCAGUACUUUUCAAAUGUUUUAUUUUUGAUCCUUUACUUGUAAUUGUAAGAAAGCGAUAUAUGUACAGUACUUUUUACAACGAAUAUCUCUCGUCUUCAUAAUUUUUUUUAACAUAACUGUACAUAUUUGGCAGAAUAUGUAUGCGUAUUGUUAACAUAUUAAAUCAAAUAGUUGUCAUAUACAUUUAUCAUCUAUUAUGUAACCAGAUUUGCCCUGAAUUCUAACUGCAGUCUUGUAAGUUGCCAUAAUUUCAAGGUUAUUUUUCUUUGACAUUAAGCAUGUAAAGAUGAUCUGCAUUUUACCUUGUAUCAAUAAGUGUUGGGACAUGUACUGUCUUUGUAUGAAGUUUUAGGCAAAUAAUAAUGUCUUUGUGUAUUGGUAGUUUUAAGUUGCUUUAAUUAUGUUUACUACUGUACUCAAUAUAAAAUACACAUGUAUGCCACAUAAUUAUAAUUAUUUUUUUGUUGUGUUUUUCUUUUCUUUUUUAUCACUGCAUGAUAUACAUAUGAACGAAAUGUCAAAAUCAUAGAUGUUGUAUUAAAACAUUGAAAUAAAAUUGUUUAUGAUUC
Molecule: messenger RNA, 8378 nt
Organism: Dreissena polymorpha
Lineage: Eukaryota; Metazoa; Mollusca; Bivalvia; Myida; Dreissenidae
Product: N-chimaerin-like
Exons: 11
Coding region: 502-2112 (536 amino acids)
Biological process (GO): regulation of GTPase activity; signal transduction
Molecular function (GO): GTPase activator activity
Source: RefSeq, a predicted model, not a curated record